Molecule: messenger RNA, 10051 nt
Organism: Clupea harengus (Atlantic herring)
Lineage: Eukaryota; Metazoa; Chordata; Actinopteri; Clupeiformes; Clupeidae
Gene: adcy9a
Product: adenylate cyclase 9a
Biological process (GO): adenylate cyclase-activating G protein-coupled receptor signaling pathway; intracellular signal transduction; cyclic nucleotide biosynthetic process
Cellular component (GO): plasma membrane
Molecular function (GO): adenylate cyclase activity
Source: RefSeq, a predicted model, not a curated record
GCCAUUUCAGAACCUGCAUGCUCCGUGCGCGCCCACUCUCUCUCGCUAAUGAUCCUCCUCUCCGUUCUUUUCGUUUUAUUUUUGUUCGGUUGUUUAGCACUGUACUGCAGUACAACGUGCUUCUGGAGUAGUAUCCUCACCAUCUCAGCUGGUCAGGAAGUUGCGACUCCCUUAAGAAGAUGGUGGAAGGGGGGAACUGACUCGUCUGCGACUGGUUAGUGCGAGAGUCACCGACGCCGUCAAAACUAAUUACGGGUAGGCUGUUCCUCGGGCAGAGCGGAACAGACGCGGUAAGGCCAAGAGAGAGGAAUCCUUCAUCAAACGGAAGAGGACGCAACACAGCAACACGCAGCGGUACUACACUGCCUGGCGCAAACAUGCCAGGGAAAAACCGGACAAACCCCGACUUUAAGGCGAUUGUAAACAGAGGACAACACGCCUCCUGGAGCCCUCUAUUGUAAUUGAAUUAGAGGAACCGAAUAUGGAUAUGUUUGUUUCCCCUCGUGGGAUUUCUAGUCAGAAGGGAACGGACGCGACGGGAAGGCAGGGCGAAUAAUUAUUCUGCACGCCCAACUCCACGAGUUUACAGCCUGCGCUGCCUAACUAAGGGGAUUAUGGCCUUGGGAAAACUUUCGUUUCUGUGGAUACAUAAGGGAACAUAUUGCUGACGUUUUGCGUCAUUUUGGACAUUCUGAAUUCAACACCUUCAGGUCGACUUGGAUUCGAUUCGUUUAUCUUGGAUAUUCAUAUAAUCAAAUGACCAGGACUCUUUUUGGUCAAAAUUCGCCGGUUAAAAACAUGUCAGUUAUGUUAUACUUGCAAGGACAUAUUUUGCACAAGUAUUGAUUUCGUGUUGUAUUAUCCGUGUGGUAUCACCCCACUACUUUUGUGGCAAGUCUCUCUUGCAGCCUUAAGUGCGAAAGUGCCACUUAAUUGCCGGAGGGAGGAAAGUAGAUUUCAGUUGCAAAUACGCGUCAACUUGUUUUUAAAAACGCACCUCGACAUCUGGUGAAUAGUCUUCCUCUUUGCCAUCUGAAACCACAGGGAAAGCAUCGGCGGGUAUCCGGAAUGGGAGUUCAGGAAAGGACGGGGCUCGUCUGUGGGAAUGGGCCCGCUUCUUGAACUAGGCUGUAGUGGCUAACGGGCUCUGGUGAAUUGCGUGGCCAGAAAAGACAGCCAUAAUGCCUUACUGUUGCUUUUAUUCUUAAGUCAGGGUAUUUUGACCAUAUCGGAGCUUUCCCCACCCGCAUGUUCUCUCUUAGAGAGUGGAAAUAAGGAAUCGUGGGGCAUUACUAUUAUCCUUCACUAUCAGUGUGGAUUGCCAGUAUGAAUCGAAUGCUAUUUUAAGGAAACUGUUGCUUGUACCCUACGUGAGUAUUUGCUCUCUUUAGUCUAUAAAGAACUUCGUCGAGAUUUUCGAUUUCCGUCUAGACUCUUUACAAGUAGCAGAGACCACAAUCUGUACGAAAUAAGAAUUCGAAAGCUUGUGUCUGGAAAAUAAGAACUGUGGAUACAUUGUAUCUUCGGGUGAAUGUAAUGAUGAAUGGAAGAUAAAUUUGUCUGUGGUUACUGACCAAUACAGGAGAGCGUUUUUCAGGGACAGAGAAAGGCUGUGAAGCGCACGGGCGUCAAAACACUUUCAGCAAAAUCAGCACAGAUGAUUCACAUUAUAUGGAUUACUUGAUAUGAGAAGUCAUUUGUCAUAUUUGAUGAUUGGAUGUCAAAUAGGAUGCUAUGCUCCCGAGAGGAAGAGGGGGCAAAUGAAAUGACCAAAGCCGGAGGAUUGCUGCCAACCGACGAGCUAACAUUGGACUGUUCAAGGGCUCCAGAACAGUAGAACAUAAUGGUGGAAUCCAAAUACCGACGUAGUAUGAGGUCGGAUAAUGAACUCCUCAAGAGUCUGAUAUGUUCCGUUUCAAGUACGAGUAUAAUGUGUGCGUAAAUAGACGUAAUUUCUGCAGACGCGCUGGAUUGAAAUAGAGGGAUUAUUUGGCAUUCGUGUCAGUUAUCAUUCGGUAUAUCCUCUCUUUCGUCACGCACAUUAAUAGCUAUGUGAGACCGGUUAAUAAUAUCUGUUCACCAAAUCACCACCAACUGUCAUUGUUAAGAUUUUCCCUCACUUUACGACAAGCAACAUGGCCUCUCCGCAGCACCAGCAGCUGCUCCGGCACAACACCGAGGUGAGCUGCGAGUCCAGCGGUGACGGCAGUGUGGCGGUGCGCAUUAGCAGUAACAGCCCGCUCAAACAGCAGCAGCAGCAGCAUGGCCUCGACACGUCGAUUAAGCAAGGGUCUGUCCGCGCUGUCAAAACCGGAGGCUCAAAACCGUGCAAGGCUAGUAUCUCCUCCAGCGACAGCUCAGGUGAAUCCGGCAAGACGAGGACUAUAAUGACAAGUCUUCGCAGCCACAGGAAAGUCCCUCAGCUGUUUGAGCGGUCGGCGGCACAGUGCUGGGAUCCUAAAUUUGACUCGGCCAUCUUGGAGGAGGCGUGCCGGGAGCGGUGUUUCCCGCAGACCCAGCGCCGGUUCCGCUACGUGCUCUUCUACCUGGCCACCGCCGCUGUUCUGUGGUGCGUCUAUUUCGCCGUCAACGCUGCCCGCUGCAACCCUGCCUCCUUCGUGGUCCCCGCUGCCUCUUUUCUGCUCUUCUGCCUCCUUCUAUUUCUGUUCACAUUCACCAGACCUUACACACUCCUCUACAACCAGGCCUCUCUGCUUCUCAUCACUGUGACCUUUGCCAUCACACUGGCUCUACAGCUGCAAACCUCACACUUUGCCAGCCUCCAGAGGCUGACAAGGAGGAACCUAACUGGAGGGGACUCCCCAACAUUUGGGCCAGAGGCCUCCUCCUUGCCGGCUACUCCCUGCAUAUCUCCCGUGGGCACCUUCUCCGUAGGCAUGGAGGUGCUCCUGCUGCUCUAUAGCGUUCUCCACCUGCGUCUGUACGCGUCCGUUCUGCUGGGCCUCCUCUACUCCGUCCUUUUCGAGGCUCUGGGCUGGCUGCAUCUGGUGCCGGUGGGUGGGGGCGAGCUGGAGGAGGUCGGACUUCUGCGGUUGGAGGCCAUGGAGAACCUGUGGUGGCUGGCGCCGGCCAAAGUCCUGCUGCACCUGUGCGCCCACCUGAUCGGCAUCCACCUGUUCAUCAUGUCGGAGGUCCGCUCACGCAGCACCUUCCUGAAGGUGGGCCAGGCCAUCAUGCACGGCAAGGACCUGGAGGUGGAGAAGGCCCUGAAGGAGCGCAUGAUCCACUCGGUGAUGCCGCGGCGCGUGGCCGACGAGCUCAUGAAGCAGGGCGACGAGGAGAGCGAGAGCUCCGGCAAGCGCUACUCGUCCGGCAACGCCGGCGCCACCACCGGUGCCGGCGGCGGGUCGUCGUCGGCGUCGGGCGCCGCCUCCUCCUCCAGCCCCAAGAGCCACAAGCGCAAGAAGGCGUCCAUCCCGCGCUCCCAGUUCAUCUUCCGGCCGUUCAACAUGAAGCGAAUGGAGCCCGUCAGCAUCCUCUUUGCCGACAUCGUGGGCUUCACCAAAAUGAGCGCCAACAAGACGGCGCCGGCGCUCGUGGGCCUGCUCAACGACCUGUUCGGCCGCUUCGACCGCCUGUGCGAGCUGACGUGCUGCGAGAAGAUCAGCACGCUGGGCGACUGCUACUACUGCGUGGCCGGCUGCCCCGAGCCGCGGUCGGACCACGCGUACUGCUGCGUGGAGAUGGGGCUGGGCAUGAUCCAGGCCAUCGAGCAGUUCUGCCACGAGACCAAGGAGACGGUGAACAUGCGCGUGGGCGUCCACACGGGCACCGUGCUCUGCGGCAUCCUGGGGAUGGAGCGCUUCAAGUUCGACGUCUGGUCCAACGACGUCAACCUGGCCAACCUCAUGGAGCAGCUGGGCGUGGCCGGGAAGGUGCACCUGUCCGAGGCCACGGCCGGUUUCCUCGACGACCGCUAUGAGCAGGAGGAUGGGAGGGUGAUGGAGCGCAUGGGCCAGAACUUUGUGGCAGAGCAGCUGAAAGGGAUGAAGAGCUACCUGAUCUCAGGGAGGAAGGUGGACCCGUCUCAGGCCCUGUUAAGCCCCCCGCCAAGGGCUCACACCCCUGACCCCACCGCCACCGUCACCGCUGCGGCUGUCGCCGAACCGCGCUCCCAUUCACCCACGGGGCAGCAGACAGGGGCAGAGGGAACCACACAGAAUGGCGGCAAGGAGGAGCACAGGCCCACCCCCAAGUUCCCUGCAGGCCGCAGCCCAAAGGCUCUAAACGGCCUGCUGAGCUCCCUGAGCCCCCUGACGGAGGAGGUGGUGACGGCCAGCCAGACCUCCCUGUGCGAGAUGCUGCAGGAGAAGGACAAGAAGUUGGGCUCGGUGACUGGAGGGGGCGUGGGCGAUGGAGGAGGAGGAGGAGGCGGCGGGGGUGGGGACGGUGGCAAAGGGGGGGGAGGCGGAGGUGGAGGGGGAGGAGGGAGAUUCAUGGGGGGCAUGGACCACUCGGCACUUAUCCCGCUGCGCUCCAAGAACUUCCGGGAGAGGAGCGACGUGCACUUUGUGGACGUCAUCAAGGAAGACAGUUUGAUGAAAGACUACUUUUUCAAGCCCCCCAUCAACAAAGUCAGCCUUAAUUUCCUGGAGUCCUCCCUGGAGUCAACCUAUAGGAGCAGCUACCAGAAAGAGGUGGAGACCCACGCUCCGGUCCUGACCUUUGCCAGCCCAACCUUCAGCUCCUUCCUGGACGUGCUGCUCUCCUGUGCCGUCUUCCUGGCGCUCACACUCGCCUGCUUCCUGUACCCGCUGGUUACCGCCCAAACACCACCGGCCACCACACUUGGCAUUGCCACUAGCGCCGCCCUGCUGGAGAUCAUCUCCCUGGUUCUGUCCAUCCGGAUGACGUUCUACCUGGACAACGUGCUGAGCUGCACGCAGCGGCUCCUGCGCGUGGUGUCGGGCUGGAUCCCGCGGCACAUCAUCGGGGCGCUGCUCGUCUCGCUCCCUGCCAUGUCGGUCUUCUCCCACCUCACCUUCUGCUUCCACCUGCCCAUCGAGGUCAUCAUGUUAUUGUGUUGCGCCAUCAUUAUCGCCAUCAUCCAGUACUGCAACUUUUGCCAGCUCAGUUUCUGGAUGCGGUCUGCCCUGGCAACGUCGGCAGGGGUGGCCCUGCUGGCUCUGCUCUACAGCCCCCUCAGCAGGCCAAGUGCUAACGACAUCUAUCUUGAUAUGAGAAACUUCAGCAGCAACAUCAGUGAUUUGGACCUCCAGCCUUCCCCAACCCCUAUCAGUGGUGUUGGCACCCAGGGGAACACCCUUAGAGUACUGGUCCCCGAGGUGGUCCUGGCCUUCUUCCUGCUCCUGCUGCUGGUGUGGUUCUUGAACCGGGAGUUUGAGGUGAGCUACCGUCUCCACUACCACGGGAAUGUGGAGGCAGACAAGCACCGCGUCAAGAUCCAGAACAUGCGUAACCAGGCCGACCUGUUGCUACGCAACAUCAUCCCCAUUCAUGUGGCUGAGCAGCUGAAGGUCACCCAGAGUUACUCCAAGAAUCAUGACAAUGUUGGCGUCAUCUUUGGCAGCAUUGUCAACUUCAGCGAGUUCUAUGAGGAAAGUUACGAGGGUGGCAAAGAGUGCUACCGUGUGCUGAACGAGCUGAUAGGUGACUUUGACGAACUCCUGCGUAGGCCAGUUUUUGCCAGUGUUGAGAAGAUCAAAACCAUCGGUGCCACCUACAUGGCUGCUUCAGGACUCAAUGGUCUGCCAUCUACCCAUGCCACUCCACACCACCUGCGGGCGCUGUUUGACUUUGCCUUGGAGAUGAUGCACGUGGUGGACGACUUCAACAAGAACAUGCUGGGCUUCAAAUUCAAACUGCGCAUCGGUUUCAACCACGGGCCACUCACUGCCGGAGUCAUCGGUACCACCAAACUGCUCUAUGACAUCUGGGGCGACACGGUGAACAUUGCCAGCCGCAUGGACACCACCGGCAUGGAGUACCGGGUUCAGGUGAGCGAGGAGAGCCACUGCGUGCUCAGGAGUCUGGGUUACUCCUUCGACUACCGUGGCACAGUCAAUGUUAAGGGCAAAGGGCAGAUGAGGACCUACCUCUAUCCAAAACUGGGGGAUGGAAGUGGCGGCAAUGGCAGAACACCUGGAGGAGGAGGAGGAGGAGGAGGAGGAGGAGAAGGAGGCGGUGGCGGUGGCGUCACGUCGCAUCACCAGUUGCCUGUCACAGAGAUCCAUGCAAAGGCUGAAGGAGAUGUGGGGCAGCCCACUGUGGAGGAGACUUCCCGUAAACUACCCAGUAUUGCUGCCCCAUCCUAUUCGGCCCCUUCCCCGAAGGUGUUGGCUGCUCAGGCCAACGCCCCACCCUGCUGCUCAUCGCCACCAUCAUCAUCAACCUCUGCCAUGCCGGGUGUCCUUGGAGUGCCUCUGGGACCCAUCUUAGGCCCAUCUGAUAUAGCUAGGGAGACAACCAAGGACAACAAAAACGUGCUUACAGCCCCUGAACUUACUGGGGUCGAUAUUAGCAGAGACCCAUGUGCUUCUCCAGUGCCUAGUAUUACCCUUGUUCCCUCGCAGCACUCAGUAGAACAACAUUUCCCUUCUUCAUGCCCAAAGGGGCCACAUAGACAGAGGGAUGAAGAGGAGGAGGAGGAGGAGGCGGCAGGUGAACAAACAAAACUCAGAGCUGCGGAGUGCUUAUGACUGGUUCUCUAGCUCUUGCCAUGAUUGCUCUUCACCCCAUGCCUCCAGUGGAGUGACCUUAAGUUUUGGUUAAUGGAAGGGUUAGCAAUGCAUUGUGGGAAUUUUAGUUUUUUUUUCUCCCACUCCAACAGGCCUCUUGGGCAAAUCCAGAUAUAACAGACUCAUUUGUUCCACAGACAUGCCCAUUCCCUCUGUGCUAGACUUGUGUGGCCUUGCAUAGUUUUAUAUCUUGCUUACAUUUUGACAAGUGUCAGAGGCAUAAUAAGGGAAUGUGUGUGUGUGUGUGUGUGUGUGUGUGUGUGUGUGUGUGUGUGUGUGUGAAUGAUUGAGUGCAUUUGUGUAUUUUUGAGCUGAAGAACUGAUGGUAUUUGCUGUGUGGAUCACAGUUAGGCACAACACAUUGGGAAGGGGAGAAGAAAGUCAUGGCUCCAUUUUUUAAAUAGAUGUUGUUGUUGUGUUUCUCUUCUUUUCUUGAGUUGAUCAAGUGCCUUCAGGAUAGAUCAAUCAGCGAACAAUGUCACACAAAAAUCAAAGACCUGAACAAAAUGAAAUCAGUUGAAUCAACAAUCCUUGCAUGGCUUUUUUCAAAAAAAAAAAAAAAAAAAAAAACUUAGAUGACUGAUAAUGCUGUGGUUGAUGCAACUUUUGUUUUCCUUUUGAUUUGUUCUUAUAUUGUUUUUCUUCUUUGCCACAUAUGUUUUUUUUGUUUUGAAUUUUUGAGUAUUUGUCAUUCAGUGACUUUUAAAAAAAAGAAAUCAGUGAAUGAAACGUGCCAGUCAAGGAAAAAAUGUUAGAAAAAGGGAAUUUAUUUGUAGAUUGAGGGAAUCUGCCAGCCAUUAUGAAACACUGAAGCAGAGGUUGAUAUGAAGCAUGCCACACGUGGAAGACACUCAGUCAGGAGAAUCACACCUGUUUUCCAUAACAAAAUAAUGAACAAAGAUAUCUCCAGAAAACAAAGCAACGCAAACAAAAAUAUACCCUUCUCCAUUUAUGAUGAUGUGUGUGAGUAAAGAUUUUAAAGGCAAUAUAUGCAUUUGAAUGAAGAAAAUAGCCAUACUUGUAGGCAAAAAAAAAAUCGUAUGAUGGCCUAAGAAACUAGUUUCCAUGACGAGGCUGAUAUAGAGAGGCUCCUGGCUGGUUGAUUAUAGGUUGUGAACUGUAACCAUGGCUACACUCACCUUCACUUACAUCUCAACAUGGGGCUCGUUGGAGACCCCCUGUCACAAACCUUUAGGGACGGUGGGAUAUGCGUUAGCCACACUGGGUCUGGUGUAGUUCCACUCCUUACCUCUCGCACUCGAGACUUCAAAAGCACAAAGGCAGAUUUUCUUUUUAAGGGGAAUUGAAAUUUGGAAAGUAGAAUUAAAUUCCCUUUCUAAAUGUCACAGUUCUGUAAGAGGAAUCCUCCGAUAUCUCUGCCAUUGGACGUAAGAUAGGCUAACAGGUUGACAACAUCAUAAUUUUUUUGCAACAAAACUGAACAUAACUUCCAACAAGUGAUGGUUGUCUUUUUUUUUGUAUUGUGGUAUCAAAACCACAGACAAUCAAUUUGUAUUGAACUCAAGCAUAUCUCCAACUGCGGUGGAAAAACAGGGUGUAAGUAGAAAAAUGACUAAGAUGAACUUGCUCUGCUCCAGUUGACAUUAAUGGAAGACACUUAAGGCUGAACUGAUUCAUGGACUGAUAAUGAAAUGUGUCUCCAUAUAGAGUGUAUAUGAAAUUUGAUUCUGUAUUACGGUAUGUGUGAGGGCUGACUUCUGCUAAACCGCAUAAGCAACAGUGUUUUCCAAAGGAUUAGGGUUAACUGUCUGAGAAUUAGCCCAGUGGACGCGACUGCAUGCAAUAUUUAGCUAUGAUAUCUAUAUUUGGGGGGUCGAGAAGGAGGGACACCCCAGCUGUAUUCCUAAACUGAAAUGUGCCACUUUAAGUGAGAAUUAAAACAUGGGGUGCAAUGUUUUUGUUUGUUUGUUUGUUUGUUUGUUUUAGUUUUCCCCCAAAAUGUGUGUUUAAUGAAAAUUAGUUUCUGGUGCCUAAAAUGUUUUGUUUUUGGGGGGAGGGGGUGGGGGGUGACUUAAAGAAAAAGAAAAAAAAAAUGGUGAUCAUGGUGAUUUAUGAAGCUGAUUAUUGUGGGUUUUAGAAAAUGGUGUCCUGAUGUCUCAAACACACCCUUUGUCUUUAGUGCCUCCCGCUCUCUGACCACCACUGCAAUAACUUGCUCCGCUCUGCUCCAUGUCCACUAUGUUACUCAUAUGUGGACAAUGCUCACUUAUCACCAAAUGAUACGCUUCACCCUCAGUGUUAUUGUCUCUCAGCACCCCCCUCAGUGUUAUUGUCUCUAUGCCCCCCCCCCAAACAAUAUGCACACCUGACCUUUAGCAGCUGUAUGACAUCUGAUUAUUCCCUCGCAUCAGAGAACCUGGGUACAAUUCCCAGUAGUCUCCAAGAAAUCAAUCCAGAGUCUUUGUGGAUUGAGGCCUCCUGACAAUAAGAUUGGGAUUAAGUCAUGGUGGUUAUUGUAGUGGUUGUGCCAAUGCCAAUAAUUGAGCCUUCAAUAAGUGUUGUUUUGAAUUUGCCUUUUUUUCCUUUUUCUUAUCCUUUCAAAAGAAGGUUGAAAUCGUUUUAUUUUGUUUACAGAUGAUUAACAACAUGAGCACCUAACCAAGCCAGUGCCUUUUUUUUGUUGCCUCUUCAUCUAUCAGAUAGUUAUUCAUAUUUUGAUAUCAGUUAUUGAGUUGCUUUGAAUAUCAUCAAAAUGCAUGUACGUACACUUUAUUUGUUCUUGCAAUAAUUUGUAAUUUGUUAAUUAAUAACUUUUUUUCCCAUGUAUAUUCUUUCCCACUUUUGGAAAUCGAAAAAAUCUGAGCACUGUGUAUCUUUAUAUGGAAAAUAUUGGGAUAAAGAGAAAACAUUUAUUUUUCAUCUUUUAUUUUGCCUAAGAUAUGACUGGUUUGGCUGUGCAGUAUCCAUCAGUCUUGGUGCAACCAUAUCUAGAUGGACAGAACAAAGCGACUUGCUCCUGUGUGCACAUCAAUACUUAACAUGUCACUCCAAUAGCAACAAAUCACAACCUGCGAUCAUAGUAUUUAACACCAAUUACCUUUCCGUUUGUGUAAUGGCCUUUUUUGUAGUGAAUGACAACGUGUAUUUAUUUGUGACUUGGUGUGGAGGGGUACAUGUAUAAUGCUAAAGCCUGUUUUUUUUUUUUUCCAAGGAUAUAUUUCUGAAAAGGGAAUUGCAGGAAUGGCAAUGCAAGGAUGUUAUACUGUGGGGUUAUGGGCAAGGAUGUUAUACUGUGGGGUUAUGGGCAAGCCACCCUGAUCACACGCCUGCAGCUGCCUCGAUCCAGAAAUAAAAAGGGAAAUUCAGUCCAA